Venustampulla echinocandica is the source of this 2469-nucleotide messenger RNA. RefSeq lists its product as uncharacterized. The record is from RefSeq and is a predicted model, not a curated record. The transcript has 4 exons. Bases 1 to 2469 code for a protein of 822 amino acids. Lineage: Eukaryota; Fungi; Ascomycota; Leotiomycetes; Helotiales; Pleuroascaceae.
AUGUCUUCAAAGCCCCAUUCUUCCCCUAGCUCUGAUCAGCAUGAAGCCCCUCAGGGCAGUGAGAAGGAUGACGUAAAAGACGAGGACCUCGGCGAGCUCCCAGUUCAUCUUCAAUCGGUUAGAGAUGGAUUGUUAGACUUCAAUCAUUUCAUGGGAUUGCAGGCCGCUCUGCUAAUAGCCGAAGAAACAGACGAGGAUUUUAUUCCACUAUCAGCCUACAAACCUGACGGCGUGGGCAAAUUAGAGCGAGCAAGAGAGUCUGAAUUUGUUGCAAGUGCGCAGAAUUUGGCAGCAUACGCAAAAAAUAUUGAUGCGCAGGAUGGAUAUGAAUGGCACAAACUAUUUCGAGCAGUUAUGACUGGGCGAAUAGACAGUACCAGUUGUGGAUCCAGUGUGCAUAAGAACAUUGCGUGGGUAGACAACGAAAUAUGGCGUGACGCUGCCACUUUUGAUCUACCCAAGCCUCCAACCACGAUUCCUACGUCAGGUCUGUAUUUUGGAUUCUCUGUUCAAAAAGCCGACCAACGGGCAGCAACGGGCUUCAGAAACGAUCCAUCAUUCGACAAUUACACCAGAGAACAACUUGCUCAGCUCACUACGCAAGGGCUUCAUUCUGCGCUUCCUGUCCCGUCUUCAGUUGACGAGGCCAUGGUACAUGCGAGCAGCAAAGAGCCACAGCCUCAAUUAGUCUGUUUUCCUUGGGGAAUAUUUGGGGCGUGUGGCGUCUUUAAAUCGCCCGAGGCAAAAGAUGUUUCGUUUGCGAGUGCCGUUUCUCAAGUCUUCGCUGCUGCAUCAACCGCAAUCUCGAUGUUCGAAAGACUGGCGAAAUUUGCAGACGAAAAGCACGACGGCCAGCACAUCCCACCUGUGAUCGCCAUCACAUCAGUAGGAGCAAGUACCACAGUGUGGCUUGCUUACUGCGAUAUCGUCGACGAUAAGAUUCGAGAUCAUAAAAUUAUAAGUAUAUGGGAGGGUACGAUCACCAAGAUCUGGGAUGCCAUUCAAUUUUGCCGUAUUGCAGAUAAUCUUUUCUUUUGGGCCCAGCAUUGCUUGAAGCCUAAGGUCACGCAGUAUUUGAGUCAAUGGAGACUGAGAUACUGCCCUGAUGUCCCGAAGAUAUAUUCCCUGCUUGAAAUGGAUACGAAGACUGCAGAAAUCGUUCAUCAAAUUCAAGACCGUUUGAGCUCUUUGGGAUUAUCCCCGAACGAAGAUCUACCUGCGCUCGUUCGGCAAGCGGUGAUAUUCCAGGAAGUUAUGAGAUGGAGUAAUAAAGAAAAAAAAGCGGAUUCAGCAUCAAAAGAACAAAAUAAACAUUCUAAAGCAACCAUAUCCCUGCCUUCACGUCCCAGAGACAGCAGUGUGGAAGUUGCCCUAUCUAGUGCGACAGGGUCACAACAAGGAACCGAUCGAAAAGUUUGUCCAAGAGAGAAAGAAAUUCUGCAUCAGGAUAGCGACAUUAUGGCUAGGAAAAACGAGAAAUGUACCGCCGAGUCUUCUAAGCCACAUAAUACCCACAUAUUCCAACCAAAGUCGGCUCUCAAAUAUCAAAAAGCUACCCCUGCCUUACCACAUAAGGGCAGAGAAUCUGCCGGUGGGAAUUCAACAGUCUUGGAAGAUACAAAAAGCGAGCACCCUAUUAGAUCUCUUCUCUCCUACAAUCACCAGGCACUGACAUUAUAUCCAGCUACUUCAAGCAAUGUCUUGACCAAUAAACAGGCUUUAAACUCCAGAUCGCCUAUUAUUUCCGACGCGGACGGGAGAGGCAACGAUAAAAUAUCGUUCUCCAACCAACUCCAGAUCAAAACCUCGGAUGCCGGGGAAAAGAAAAGCCCAUUACCUAGACCGUCAAAGGAACCGGACGAUGCCUAUCUCAACCUCCCGCAAAGAAUCCUUGGCUCGAUGGCGUCAAGGAUAGAGAAUGGGCAUGUUCUAUCUCUAGAGAAACAGAAACGUAAAAAUUUAAACCUCUUACUUAAAGGGAAAAAGCUACUAAAUAUAGAAAAUCUAUCAAAGUUGUCGCUAAGAAAAGACUCGGACAAGGAGAACAGUAGUGAUCGACUAUCAUUUUCACCAAACCCCUUUGUCUCGGAAACUUUCGAGUUGAGCUUCGAAGUUACGCCUUGGUUAGACUUGGAUAUGGCCGGACCAAGUCUUCCAACAAGAAAUCGACAUGGACCAUACCCCACACUUCGCAUAGGAGCCGUUGAGCACAUGGAAUACCCACGGGGAACAAGUUUCCACUUAGCCCAGUGCAGGGUGGAUCUUGCACCACAGCCAAUCAUUUUAGAGCCUCUAUCUCCGCCACCCGCCUCUCCGUUGAAGGUCAAGAUUCCCUGGAAAGGUAAAUACAUCAUGGUGAAACUACCACCUGUCGAUCCACCAUCGGUGUCAAUCAAGCGAAAGAGUGAUUCUAUUUUAACCAAGGAUACGUAUAUCGAAGAGUGGAUAAGUGGACGCGGAGGCGGAUAA